CCGAGAAGAAGACGUGAGCUCCCGUUCAUGGUGCGGCGGGGUUCGAUCGAAGCUCUGCGCCAUGGAUGAACUCUUGGACGAAGUUUCGGAGCCAAUCAUCGAAUAUUACUCAAAAGAUUCCGGAGAAGAUGAGGAACACGACUACAGAACGGACUACCUGAAGUUCACAGUGUUCCUUAUCAUGGCAUGUUUCUUCAAGGCGUUCCAGAAGCAGCUGCGCGUGCCCUACAUGAGCUGGGUGUUCCUGCUGACCACGGUCCUGCUGUGCCUGAUGUCGAUGACGGGCCCGCUACGACGAAGCAGCGGCCUGGAGGCUGCAGUCGGCGUGCAGGCCAUCCGAGCUUUCCUGCCGGCAUUCGUGGUGCACACGACGCAGGGCAUCAACAACUACAUCUUCCGCCGGUGCCACGUCGAGAUCAUGGUCUUCUCCGUCGGAACAUUCACCAUCACCAUCGUGAUGGCUUCGGUGUACGCGCUCCACAAGGUGUCUGACGGAACGUGGAGCAUCAGGGACUGCGUCUUCUUCGGCCUCUUCAUGUGCUCUGUCGAGCGGGUACCCUUGAGCAGCGUCAUCUUCGACGAAGGUCGCUACCCUGUAAUCGCCACAAUGAUUCAGUCCGAGGCCCUGUUCAAUACUGGCAUGACGUGGUGCGUCUUCGGCUUUCUUGGAGGAAACGUAAAUCGUAAGUUAGAUUUCGUCUCGUCACUUUGUCGAAGAUGUGACCAACACUGGGACAACGCUGUAUUUACCUCAUCCGGCAGCCAGUGUUUUUCAUGAG
Molecule: messenger RNA, 779 nt
Organism: Dermacentor andersoni
Lineage: Eukaryota; Metazoa; Arthropoda; Arachnida; Ixodida; Ixodidae
Source: RefSeq, a predicted model, not a curated record